AGGUCAAAGUGCAAAUGAAGUUUUUUUUAAUGCAAUAAAUGUAAUCUAACUAAGGAUUUCAUAUAUAAAUAGCAUGAACGACUAAUUUUAGAUAUAUUAUUUUCUAUUCUGACAUUUCAACUUCUUUUUUUAACGUCGUUGGCCUAUCUGAUCGUGAAAUGUUUUUAAGCUGAUACGGCCAAUGAUUUGACCUCAUUUGACUGAUGACAUACGAAUUGAAAAUUUCAAUCGGUUAUUCUGACGAAAUGUUAGGAUUAUAAAAGACAAACAUUCAUACACCUAUAACCAUUGGAUGGUAAAUAAUAAUAAAUGCGAUGGAUUUACAAACAAUAUACGCCUUUUUGGCCAGUUUAACCAAUAUUCCGUUAACUUCGAUAAUUUUGGUAAUCACUGUUAGUGUACUGCUACACCACAUUUUCUUCUCAAUACGUUAUGACCCGCCGUUACCACCUACCCCGAAAUUUAAGCUUCCGCUCAUUGGACAUUUACAUCUGUUGGAGCAUGACAUGAGGAAACCUUUCAAGAAAUACAGGAAACAACUUGGAGAUGUGUUUUCAUUAUAUUUUGGCGGUAAACUAACAAUCGUUAUAUCAGGUUAUGAGACAUUGAAAGAAGCAUUUCAUAAAAAUGGAGAAUUGUUCGCUGACAGACCAAGUCUCUAUAUCACAGACAUUGCUACGAGAAAUCGAGGUAUUGUACUUGCUAAUGGUGAAAAAUGGAAAGAACACCGACGGUUUGCGUUGAGUACAUUAAAAGAUUUUGGAAUGGGAAAAAGCAAACUUGAAGGGAAAAUUCACGAAGAAGUUCAGUCGUUUAUAUCUGAAAUAGAAGAAUUCCAUGGGGCAUCUUUUGAUCCGAAGGAUUUUAUAAGCACCCAUGUAGCAAACAUAAUAUGUUUCCUCUUGUUUAAGGGGAAGUUUAGGCACGAUGAUCAAAGAUUCUUAGGAAUGAUUAACCUCAUCGACGAAAAUAUGAUAUCAUCAGCUGGGCUUGCAAAUCUCAUGCCAUGGUUAGCGGAAUUUCCAGGUGAUCCGCUGCAAUGCAAGAAAAUGAUUCGCAAUGCGGACAAAAUAUUUGAGUUUAUUGGAGAUAUCAUUGACGAGCAUGUACGUGAAUAUGAUGAAAACGAUAUUGAAGAUUUCACAAGCGCUUAUAUUAAAGAAAUGAAGAGGAAACAAUUGAACGAGGAGUCAACAACUAUGAGCUAUGAGGAGUUAUCAGGUAAUAUUGGAGAUCUGUUUGUGGCAGGCGCACAUACAACAACAGCAUCAAUGAGAUGGGCAUUAAUUUGUCUCGUGCAAUUCCCUGAUAUACAAGAGAAGUUGUACAAGAGUAUAACCGAGAGCAUAGGGGACCAUAGAUUACCUUCAACUGCGGAUAAAACAGCUCUUGCCUACCUUGAAGCUUUUUAUUUGGAAGUACUAAGAUACUGCACUGUAGUGGUAACAGGUGGAGUGCAUGCAACUACAAAAGAUUUGACCUUCAAGGGAUAUACAAUCCCUCAACAUGCGCUUAUAAUGCCUGACAUACAUUCUGCAUUACAUGACCCUGAUGUUUGGAAUGAUCCAGAAAUCUUUAGACCUGACCGAUUUUUAGAUGAUGCUGGUACUAUAAGAAAGCGAGAUGAAAUGAUAGCGUUCUUUCUGGGGAAACGAAGUUGUAUAGGAGAAUCUUUGGCAAGAGCUGAGUUACUUAUCUUCAUAGGUGCUCUUGUUCAAAAGUUUCGUUUAGAAUGUCCCGAGAAUGAGACAGUGUCAGUUGAAGAUCUUGACGGAGAAUUUGGAUUGGUACAUACACCAAAACGGUAUAGAGUUGUGGCAAUUGCCCGUGCUUAAUUAAGCAUCAUAUAUGAAUGACUACACCAUAAAAUAUGCGGUACAUAGACAUAUAUUUGUAUGUAUACAUGUAUAUUAAAUUGAUCAUAAAUAGAAGAAUAUAUCAUUAAAUGUAUCAGGUACAAUCCCUUUCUGCAUUACUGUGUUACUCAUUAUAAUUGUUUAUAGUUUGUUUGAAAUAUAUUUGAAAAUACAUUUAUUGCAUAACAUGUAUCAAAAAUGAGUGAAUGUACAAAUGCAUCAUGAUAUUUGUCAUUAACAGAUUAAUUUCUCAUAAAGUGUUAACAUUCUCGUAUAAAGAGGAAUAUUAUUUAUUAUUAGCUAAUACAUGAAAUAUAUUAUAAUUAAUUAAAUUUAAUCAUAUUAUAAUGAAUGUAUCAUAAGUUUUAUAAUAAUUCAAAUAGUAUAUCAGAAGAAGUAAAUUACCACUAUUCCUAAUACAUUCUCUAAUUAACUUCACAACU
Ruditapes philippinarum (Manila clam) is the source of this 2299-nucleotide messenger RNA. Its product is annotated as cytochrome P450 2B11-like. Gene Ontology annotation, biological process: xenobiotic metabolic process. The record is from RefSeq and is a predicted model, not a curated record. Gene Ontology annotation, cellular component: intracellular membrane-bounded organelle; cytoplasm. The transcript is spliced from 6 exons. The coding region runs from base 315 to 1835 and encodes 506 amino acids. Gene Ontology annotation, molecular function: heme binding; iron ion binding; oxidoreductase activity, acting on paired donors, with incorporation or reduction of molecular oxygen, reduced flavin or flavoprotein as one donor, and incorporation of one atom of oxygen. NCBI's taxonomy places the organism in Eukaryota, Metazoa, Mollusca, Bivalvia, Venerida, Veneridae.